Molecule: messenger RNA, 3756 nt
Organism: Morus notabilis
Lineage: Eukaryota; Viridiplantae; Streptophyta; Magnoliopsida; Rosales; Moraceae
Product: splicing factor U2af large subunit B
Exons: 10
Coding region: 277-3072 (931 amino acids)
Cellular component (GO): U2AF complex; commitment complex; U2-type prespliceosome
Molecular function (GO): pre-mRNA 3'-splice site binding; poly-pyrimidine tract binding
Source: RefSeq, a predicted model, not a curated record
CCAAGAGAGAGUGUAGGAUAUAACUGGACAAAAUGUCUCUUCAUUUAGGUUUUCCCAAAUCCCUUCUCUUUUGUGUCGCUUCCAUUAAAAUUUUCUGCACCAUCAACCCCUCCGAUUUCUCUGCUUAAUCUUUUCAUCUCUCUUCGCUCUCACAUCACUUUUUUCGCCAAAGUGAUAAUUUUUUCGAGUGGUAGUCAAUGCAUAUAUCGAGAUGCAUACUGGUUUAUCUUUGUUGGUUACUGUGUUAAGUUUUUUUCGGUGUUAAAAUUUAGCGAGAUGAGCACGUCGCACCGGCAGAAAGAAAACAAUGAGAAGAGCAGGAGGCCCUCCCUGCAUAAUAACGAUGAAGGAAGUGCAGCUCGAACGAGGCCUUUCAGCUUCGAAGAGAUUAUGCUUAGGAGGAAAGGGAAGAGCUUUUCUGAGGAUGUCAAAGAGAAAGUUGUCGAAGAACAAAUUGUGUCGAGUGAGAAUGUUGUUAAGAGUGUGGCUCAUUGCUUGGGAUCCGAAAGGGUUUACAGACACUAUACAAAUUCUUUGCCUGUUGCUGAGAGGCAUGUGGUAGAGGAGGAAAAAAGGGGAAGUUUCAGAAAAGAAGAAAAGAAGACUUCAGUAAGUGAUAAAUCUGAAGAAAGUCGUGCGAAAAGGAAAGAGAGAGGAACUCGUAGGUUGGAAAGCAAAGUGGAGGUUGUAUUUAGUAGACCAAACAAUGAAACAAGGAAUGAAAUUAAGGGAGGCAAGAAUGACAAAAAAAUGCAUGAUAGGAGAGAAAACGAUAAGCGUUCAACUGAUAAUAUUCAAAAGGAAGCUGGAAAGAGGCACUCAAGGGACUCAAGAGGAAAGGAGAGACAUACAAAAUCAAGUAGAGGAAAAUCUGAAAGAGAAAGCAAGAGAAAAUACAUUAAUGGAGAUGAUGAGAAAAUAAAAGACAGGAAUCCUGCAAAGAAACUCGAUACAGGAAGGCAUCAUGAAACAGACAAUUCAGCGAGAAACAAGAGGAAGGAACCAUCGCAAUAUCGUUUUGAAGAACCGAGGCCGAAAACGGAACGUUCUAGGAGUAGAGAUCAUGAUCGUAGAAGUAGAAGGUCCAAAUCACCCUCAUUAAAGGAUCAUAAAACCGCAUCUUAUGAUAGGAUGACAUAUAGAGAGGUUGCUUCACAUUCUCAUAAAGAUAAGUCUCGAAAACCACAUCAUGCUGAUAGGAACAGAUUAUCAAGUAAUGGCUCAAGUCGCCGACGCGAUGAGUCCCCUAGUGCGCUCGGUGGCUAUUCACCGAGGAAGCGAAUUACUGAGGCUGCUGCUAAGACUCCUCCUCCACCCGAUCAUUCAUCAGAGAAGAAAAUUGCCAAGUGGGAUGUCCCACCUGCAGGAACUGACAACGUAUUAUCUGCUUCAGUUCCGUCUAAUUUUCAGUCAUCAAACAAUAUUGAGUCCACGGGUGUGCAAGAGUUGGCUAGUGCUGCUCCUAUUGCUUCAACUUUUCCACAGUUGCCUUCUGCAGUUCCUUCCAUUGCAGUAUCAACUAGAAGCUUUGCCUCCAUUGACACCGUCCAACUAACACAAGCUACACGGCCUAUGAGGAGGCUUUAUGUGGAGAAUAUUCCUUCUUCAACCUCCGAGAAAGCUUUGGUGGAAUGGUUUAAUGAUCUUUUCUUGUCGUCAAGAGUUAAUCAUAUCCAAGGAACUCAACCAUGCAUCAGCUGUAUUAUAAACAAAGAGAAGAGCCAAGCUCUUGUCGAGUUUCUUACACCGGAAGAUGCUUCAGCAGCUCUUUCUUUUAAUGGGAGUUCCAUUUCUGGUUCUGUUCUGAAAAUUAGACGCCCUAAGGACUUUGUUGAAGUGGCAACUGGUGACCUGGAGAAAUCAACGGAUGCGGUUGAUACAAUUAGUGAUGUCGUGAAGGAUUCGCCCAACAAGAUCUUUAUUGGUGGAAUUUCAAAGGCUCUUUCAUCAAAGAUGCUCAUGGAGAUUGUUAGUGCCUUUGGACCUCUGAAGGCCUACCACUUUGAGGUCAAUGAUGAGCUGAAUGAUCCAUGUGCUUUUCUGGAGUAUGUAGAUCAAUCUAUUGCUCCCAAAGCUUGCGCGGGUCUCAAUGGCAUGAAAUUGGGAGGGAAAGUACUAACUGUUAUUCAGGCGAUCCGGGGUGCAGAAUCUUUGGGAAAUUCUGCGGAGUCAUCAUUGUAUAAGAUUCCAGAGCAUGCAAAGCCACUUCUCAAACAGCCUACGCAAGUCCUAAAGCUUAAAAAUAUGUUCAACUUGGUGGGUUUCUCUUCCCUAUCCGAACCAGAAGUUGAAGAAGUUAUUGAAGAUGUUCGAUUGGAGUGUGUAAGGUUUGGCAAUGUCAAAUCUGUUAAUGUAGUCAAGCAAAGUAAUAGCCAGAUUACCAGCUCGGGAAUAUGUGAACUCAACAACAGGGCACAAACUGGGGAGUUUGGACCAAACUUGGGGUGUGAGGGUAAUAAUGCAAAAACAGAAAACUUUGGAGGAUGUACAAAUGGAGAGCCUAGUGGAAUUGCUGCGUUAGAGUUUGUGAAGAACGAUCAAGAACUUAAGGAAAACGAAGUACCAAAAGAUAGUGGCACUGAUAAUAGACAACUAGAUAAUAUUAUUGCAGAGGACAAAUCAUGUCAAACGGGCCAGCUUACUAGUGAUGAGAAUGAACCUAAUAUUAUUCCGGAAGAACUUCCCACCCAGUUGAACAGCCCAAGAGAAGUGUCAGAGCAGCUUGAUGACAAGGUUGGUAGUGCUACUCCAACUGACACACAUGGCAUGGAAAAGAAAAUAACAGGUGAAGAUAACUCAACUCGAGGGGACACUGAUAGUAAGAAACAAGGAACUGUUGAAGAAUUUGACGGUUUUAUGGAAACAGAAUCGAAUGACAAGGUAAUGGAUGAUAGUAAGGAACAGUUCGAUCUUGGAAGCAUAUUUGAGGUUGGUUGUGUGUUAGUGGAGUUUGGAAGAACAGAAGCCGCUUGUACGGCAGCGCACUGUUUGCAUGGACGACUGUUUGAUGACCGGAUUGUGUCAGUCGAGUAUGUUGCUCUUGAUCAUUACAAGACAAGGUUUCCAAAAUGAGUGUCUUUCGUAACCGCUAGAUUCAUUCCCAACUGGAGAAGGUCUGAUGACCGUCUAGUGUCCGUGAAUUUCUUGUAGUUGCGCAGUUGAAGAGUUCCAUGGUCCAUAUAGAGUUUUAACAUUUUGGAACGAUGAACGCUUUUCUAAUCAUGCAAAUUGAAGUAAGAAAUGCACGGAGAUCUUGUUCCUCUUUGGGGGUUUAGUGCUAAGCUUGGCUCCAUUGAAUUGAACGAUAUGGUUUUAGAAACGGGAUGGUAGUGAGUAUUUGGAGAGGAAAUGGCUAACUAUGGUCAAUUUUAGUUUAGAUUUUGGUUACAUGUAUGACUUGAUUCAUUUAGCUAAUUCUCUCACACAUAUCACCUUUAUAUCUUAAGUUCGGUUACAAAUGAAGAAAAUGUGUAAUGGAAUUCGCGCUUUCAAUUCCAAUACAUGCUAAAAUGACUAUAAUGUUUAGCAUGUGAAAAGAGAAAACUGAACUUCAUAUGUUUUUAUUAACCACGACUAAGUUUCUCUGUGUUAGAGGCUGUAAUUUUUUUUUUUUUUAUUUGGUGGCUUUUUUGCGCUGUAGAGUCUGUAUAUUGUAUCAAUUAGGUUUUAGUUGUAAAACCAAAUUUGGGGCCUGAUCUUUGACCUGCAAGCUGAAUUCUGUUUUGGUUUUUGCAAAUCAGGCAAUAGUACUUGUAG